AUAGAUUUUGAUGAUAAACCUCUAUGGAAUCAUGUUAAAGUAAUUUCAAUGGCUCCAAAUGGGGGUGGGAAUAGGACAUGGUCUUGUAACUAUUGUAAUAAAAUAGUUACGGGAUCAUAUAAUAGGGUGAAAGCACAUCUUUUGAGAUUAUCGGGUCAUGGUGUUCAAAUAUGUAAAGAAAAUAGUGGUGAUAUAUAUGCGAUUUUGAAGAUGGAGCAUGAACAAGCGGAAAGAAAACGAACCAAUGUUCAAGUUGAUGCAAGAAAAAAAGAUGAUUAUAUAUCACUUCCGGAGGGGACUGAUCUUAUUCAACAAAAAAAAAACGAAAGAGUUCGAGUAGUGGAGCUAUCGGAAAAUCAUUCGGCAUCUAUGAGAGGAAUACGGCCGACAAAUUAGCCGCUAGGAUGUUCUACGCAUCAGGUUUAUCAUUCAACUUUGCCAACUCUCCUUAUUUUAAAAAAUAUUCUAAGUUUCUAGCCGAAAAUUCCAUUCCCGGUUAUAUUCCCCCAUCAUAUAAUAGAUUGAGGUCAACUCUUUUAGCUCAAGAAAAAACACAUAUUGAUAGAAAGUUGCAACCAAUAAAAGGUACAUGGAAAAAGAAAGGAUUGUCGAUUUGUUCGGAUGGAUGGUCCGAUACUAAAAGACGACCUUUGAUCAAUAUAAUGGCAUCAUCUAGUGGAGGCCCAAUGUUUUUGAAUUCAAUCAAUUCUAGUGGAAUCGUAAAAGAUGGUGAAUAUAUUGCUAACUUAUUUAUUGAAGCAAUAGAAAAUGUAGGUUCAAACAAUGUUGUUCAAGUUAUUACGGAUAAUGCAAGUAAUAUGAAACUUGCCGGUACUAUAGUGGAGCAAAAAUAUCCUCAUAUAUUUUGGACUCCUUGCGUUGUUCAUUGUUUGAAUCUAGCUUUGAAAAGUAUGUGCCAACCUUCGGAAAAAUCACCUCACUUUACUAAUUGUAAAUGGAUUUUAGAGUUACUUAGUGAAGUGAGCAAUUUAAAGAAUUUUGUUGUGAACCAUGACAUGGCACAUGCACUUUUUCAAAAACAUUCGGAUUUGUGUUUGUUGAAGGUUGGUGAAACAAGAUUUGCCUCACACAUCAUUAUGACCACCCGAAUUCGCAAAGUAAAAUCUUCUUUGGAGAAAAUGGUCAUGGAUGAUGAAUGGAAGAAUUAUAAGGGGGAUAAGGGAAUUGAAGCCAAGACACGUGAAAUAAAAUCGUUCAUAAUGAAUGAUGAAAAAUGGGAUAGUAUUGACUAUUUCUUGAAAUUUACGGAACCAAUUGUUGAUAUGCUAAGAAGUGCCGAUAUUGAUGGUCCAAAAUUACAUCUCAUUUAUGAUAUGUGGGACUCAAUGAUUGAGAAAGUCAAGAAAGUCAUCUUUGAGCAUGAGGGAAAAGAUCUCAUUUCCGGUCAAUCAAAUUUUUUUGAUACUAUUCAUGAUAUUCUUGUGGCUAGGUGGAACAAAAGUAACACACCUCUACAUUGUAUGGCACAUUCUUUGGUUCCCAAAUAUUAUCAUGAAUCAUGGCUUGAAGGAGAGAAUGGAAUUCGAAAGCUAGCUCCCAAUGAAGAUAGUGAAAUUUCAUUGAAUAGAGUCAAGUGCUUUCAAAGGUACUUUAAAAAUUCUAAUGAAAUGAAACAAGCCUCAUUGGAGUAUGGAUCCUUUUGUAGCGGAAAUGGCUAUUUUAGUGAGCCUCAUGUGAUUGACGCUAUGAUGUAUGAAGAUUCUCUUUCUUGGUGGGCAAAUCACGGGGUCUCGGCUCCACUUUUGCAACAAUUAGCUUACAAGUUGCUUACUCAACCGGCUUCUUCCUCUUGUUGUGAAAGAAAUUGGAGUACAUAUUCUUUGAUUCACAAUAUCAAGAGAAAUAAGUUAGCAACUUCAAGAGCCGAAGAUUUAGUGUUUGUACAUUAUAAUCUCCGAUUGUUGUCUCGCAAGAAAGAGAAAUAUAUAAAUGGGCCAAGCAAAUAUUGGGAUGUUGGUGGAGAUCGGUUUGAUAUUGAUGAGACAACUAAUGAUCUAACCGAGCUUUCAAUAGAUGACCCUCAAAUUGAAGGUGUGAUAUUUGAGGAAGAGUUUGAAGAUUUGGAAGAAGUUGAAGAAGAUGUGGAAGAGAUAGCUAACUUAAUUAAAUAACUUGAUAAUUGACAAUAUUUUGUUGUUAUGUUAAUUUUAAGUUAUGAAUUAAGUUGAGACAAUCUCUUGUUUUUUGUUCAAUAGUAUGUUUUACACUUUUGCUUGGUGUAUUGAAUAUUGAUUAGUAAUUAUGAAUAUCUAAAUUAUGG
Solanum pennellii is the source of this 2281-nucleotide messenger RNA. RefSeq lists its product as uncharacterized. The record is from RefSeq and is a predicted model, not a curated record. NCBI's taxonomy places the organism in Eukaryota, Viridiplantae, Streptophyta, Magnoliopsida, Solanales, Solanaceae. Gene Ontology annotation, molecular function: protein dimerization activity. The coding region runs from base 405 to 2132 and encodes 575 amino acids. The transcript is spliced from 2 exons.